Molecule: messenger RNA, 944 nt
Organism: Pisolithus orientalis
Lineage: Eukaryota; Fungi; Basidiomycota; Agaricomycetes; Boletales; Pisolithaceae
Product: HSP20-like chaperone
Exons: 2
Coding region: 255-812 (185 amino acids)
Biological process (GO): protein complex oligomerization; response to hydrogen peroxide; response to heat
Source: RefSeq, a predicted model, not a curated record
CCAGUGUAGAGGACCCCAGGCACUCCUAGCAUCUUCCAGAACUUGCCAACGUCAUAGGUUACAGUUGUUUUCCCAAACGGCGCAACGCUUGCGUAGUACGCCGGCAAGAUUUGGAAAGUAAGCUUGCUGUUUUCCCGUCGUUUCGCGUGGUUUCGGUCACCGCAAUCCCCGUGGCAUAAAAGGGAAAUGAGGAAUCGUCAUCGUUGUAGUUUCUUGUCCAGUCGCCCUUAGCACUCGAAAAACGCACGAUCGCAAUGUCCAUUGCCAGACAACUUCUCCGUGAAUUCAGGCCUCUCAUGCAGAUGUUUGAGGAGCCGUUCGGGAGGUCUGCCGUUAGUUACGGCUUCCCUCAUCACCACUCUCUCUUUUCAGACCCUUUCUUCGGAUCAGUAAAUGCCCUUCGUCCAGCGGUGGAUGUAUCUGAGGAGGGGGACAAGUAUGUCGUGGAGGCAGACCUGCCGGGUGUGAAGAAAGAAAACGUGGAGAUUAUUGUGGGUGACGGAGGUCGGAGCAUCACUAUCCAAGGGAAGACUCCGGCCAGUCGGCGUAAUGCACCUGAACCCCAAUCCCAGGAGGUCGACAACGAUACAGCGGCCAGCGAAGGAACAGGGGCCGUCACCACCACUGACCAGAGCCAGAAUCAACUGACUACUGAGCGUUUGUGGUCUGGAAGCUCGGUCUUCACGAGGACGGUCUGGCUUCCCCGACCUGUUGAUCGCUCUAAAGUGAAGGCUAAGUUGGAAGAUGGUAUUCUGACGCUGCAGGCUGCGAAGGCGGAAGAUCAGGAGACUGUAAAGGUGCCAGUGGAGUAGAGAAGAAACCGAUUAUUGUAUCGUUGGCUUCUGUACGUUGAGGACGUCCGAACUCUCUACUCAGUCAUAUGUAGCACUGUUUAAAAUCAUGUAUUAGCACGAAAUUGUAUACGUUACACCCAUUGCAUGGUA